CGUGGAGCAACCGGCGCUAAACCACAACGGGCAAUGCGGCGCCGCUCCGAUUUUUUAUCUGGACUUCCGCCUCUCCCCCAACGUCACUCCUUGGAUAUCCCUCCUGCUGUGUCCUACGACCCUCACUCCGUCUACUUCUGAAUUAGUCACUCGACUGUUUCAAGAUGUCUACCAUUGCUAUCGGUCUCGGUGUCGCUACUGCGGCCUUCUUGGGUCGCGCCGGUCUUCUUGCCUACCGUCGCUCCAAGGGAGGUGUGAAUGCCAUGGGCAAGGCCUUUUACAAGGGUGGUUUCGAGCCGCGCAUGAACCGCCGUGAAGCUGCCUUGAUUCUCGAGCUUCCGGAGCGUACCCUUAACAAGGACAAGGUCCGCAAGAAGCACCGCCAGCUCAUGCUUCUCAACCACCCCGAUCGUGGCGGCAGCCCGUACCUGGCGACCAAGAUCAAUGAGGCCAAGGAGUUCCUCGACAAACACACUUAAGGCUCUUCCAACGCGGAUCCUCCACUGACGACUGUUCGGGGCGUUGUUGGAUUGGGAGAGGAAACACGAACAUGCUAGGGAUGCUUU
This is a messenger RNA of Aspergillus piperis CBS 112811, 566 nucleotides long. RefSeq names its product putative mitochondrial DnaJ chaperone (Tim14) (gene pam18). Gene Ontology annotation, biological process: protein import into mitochondrial matrix. The record is from RefSeq and is a predicted model, not a curated record. Gene Ontology annotation, molecular function: ATPase activator activity. Bases 165 to 479 code for a protein of 104 amino acids. NCBI's taxonomy places the organism in Eukaryota, Fungi, Ascomycota, Eurotiomycetes, Eurotiales, Aspergillaceae. The transcript has 4 exons. Gene Ontology annotation, cellular component: PAM complex, Tim23 associated import motor.